Aspergillus candidus is the source of this 1503-nucleotide messenger RNA. Its product is annotated as WD40 repeat domain-containing protein. Lineage: Eukaryota; Fungi; Ascomycota; Eurotiomycetes; Eurotiales; Aspergillaceae. The coding region runs from base 58 to 1482 and encodes 474 amino acids. The record is from RefSeq and is a predicted model, not a curated record. Gene Ontology annotation, biological process: protein localization to mitotic spindle pole body; microtubule anchoring at mitotic spindle pole body; mitotic sister chromatid segregation. The transcript is spliced from 3 exons. Gene Ontology annotation, molecular function: protein binding. Gene Ontology annotation, cellular component: microtubule organizing center; mitotic spindle; MWP complex.
UUUCAAUCACAGUCUAAAUUGUGCAUAUCACGGCCAGUAGUCUGUCGUGUAUCAAUAAUGGACUUUACUGGAGGGGUAUCACCGUCGAUAUCACUAUCUGACGAUGGGACAUAUGCGGCCCAGAUUAAUGGAAAAGAAAUUUUCGUCCAUCUCAAUCCAACCUCAUCACAAUUCAAGGAUGUACAAACCGUCAAGGUCAAAGAAAACACCACCAAAUUCUUAAAAUUCUCACGACAAGAGCCUGUCUCAUCGCCCGGGGACAAUCGGGAGCCCGGAAGACGCUUGCUUCAUGCAAGCGAUACGCGUCUCCUCGUUUGGCAGCUCGAUCCGCUAGACCUGCAUGCUGAAAUCGAAAGUCUCGAGCCGGGGUUCAUGAACAUCGAUUUCGGCGGCGACUCCAACGAGGUCAUCGUCUUCCACGCAUGGAACACCAAAUUAACCAUUUUUGGGCUAGACACUGGUCACAGCCAGGUUAUCAAGAGUCCGAAAUUCGCCCACUAUUAUGGCUUCGGCUACCGGCCGAGGACCCGAGAAUUGGCGGUUCUCCUCAAGCCCGACACUACAGACAUCCUCACGAUUCACGGGUAUCGAUCCUAUGAAGUGAUUGGGCGCUCGGUACUCCCUACAGUUGAUGCGCAGGGCUUGAAGUGGAGCCCGGAUGGGCGAUGGAUUGCCGUUUGGGAUGCUGCUAGCUGCGGCACCAAGGUUUUGAUCUUCACGGCUGAUGGACAGCUGUUUAGAACGUACACUGGUCCUCCGGGGGUGGACGAUUCCUUUGAUCUAGGCGUCCGAGGCCUUGAAUGGGGACCUGUCGAUGGUGGAAGAGGUGCGUCAGAGUAUCUGGCUGUUGCAAAGGUUGAUGGAUCAGUCGACUUGCUGAGCACCAAAACCUUUUCCUGCUCGACCUCCCUCUCGCACAGUUUCCAGAUCGACCAACACCCCCCAACCGUCUGGAGCGAACGAUACGCCAACGACGGCAGUCUCGAAUACGGCGAUUGUUCCGGGCCCCAAGCAUUCAGCAUCAUCACAGAGCCAACGGGCUCCCCACGGGGCGUCUCCCUGAUCGCAUUCAACUCUAACGGCAACCUUCUAACGACAGUUGACCAAAACCGGCCAAACAUCGUAUGGAUCUGGGAGCUGGGACAGACGACCGCUCUGGUCUCGAUAUUGGUCCAUGAACACCCUGUUAGACAGAUAGUGUGGCAUCCUUCGCAAACGCGAUUACUUACCACCACAUCCAAUAGUGCCGUGGCUGCUGUUCGCCACUGGUGCCCUUCCCGCCAACCUUCAAUUAAUCCGGUCCAUGCUGCUCACAGUGAUAGUGGGAGGUAUGAUGUGCGGUGGCUUCCGCCGGCGUUGGAUGAGGAUGAUGCGCCGGCAAUAUGGUUCGGGACGCAGGAAGAAUACGUGCUUGGGCAAAUUGGGGAUGAUGGGUUUACAUUGUUGAAUGCUAUUAGCAAUAAGGGAGGGGCUAAUAAAUGAUCUGCCUAUCAAUCAUUAAUG